AUGUUGAAGUUGAUUUUAUUUUUUCAAUAUCAAGGUGAUCAUGCUGUUCUGUGUGUCAGAAUCAAGAAUGUGGCAGUAGCUGUGACAAAAGCAGCUAGACUCCACCUCUUUCAAGCACAGGAAUGGCAGAAGCUGCAGAACAAUAUCCAGGAUCACAGCUGUACAGGGAAGUUCUCUAAAGCUCAGCUGACAAUGACUGUGAACCACACAGAGCAAAAUCUGACAGUGUCCCAGAUUCCUUAUCCGGAAACAUGGUAUGUGUUUUAUGUAGACAAGUUUACCUGCGAGGAGAAUUAUUCUGAAUCCGAGGAUAUUCAGUUUGAAAUGAUCUUACUAAACCCAGAUGCAGAAGGGAAUCCAUUAGAUCACUUUAGCGCAGGGGAAUCGGGAUUACAUGAAUUCUUUUUCCUGCUUGUCCUAGCAUACUUCAUAACUGCUUGCAUAUAUGCACAAUCCCUAUGGCAGACAAUUAAGAAGCGUGGACCUAUGCAUGCUGUGUUAAAGGUGUUGACAAUUGCAUUACUGUUGCAGGCUGGUUCGGCUUUUGCCAACUACCUGCAUUUUUCAAGUUAUUCUAAAGAUGGGAUAGGAGCUCCUUUUAUGGGAAGUCUGGCAGAAUUGUGUGACAUAGUCUCACAGAUACAAAUGCUGUAUUUAUUAUUGAGUCUAUGUAUGGGUUGGACAAUAGGCAGAAUGAAGAAAUCUCAUGGCAGACCUCUUCAGUGGGAUUCCAGUCCAACGUCUACUGGCAUUGCUGUAGUAGUUGUUGUUACACAGAGCUUUUUGUUAAUUUGGGAGCAGUUUGAAGAUACAAAUCACCACAGCUACCACUCGCACCAUGGUUUAGCAAGCGGACUGCUUAUUGGCCUCAGAGUUUGUCUGGCUUUGUCACUGGCUGCUGGUCUUUACCAGAUUAUCACAGUGGAGAGAAGCACGCUGAAAAGGGAGUUCUACAUCACCUUUGCCAAAGCCUGCAUUCUCUGGUUUUUGUGCCACCCAUGUCUUGCAACCAUUGCUGUAAUAUUCAGAGAAUAUCAAAGAGAAAAGAUUAUUACCAUAGGUGUUAUCCUCUGUCAGUGCAUCUCCAUGGUUAUCCUCUACAGACUUUUUCUAUCUCAUAGUCUAUAUUGGGAGGUAUCUUCACUGUCAUCAGUGACAUUGCCACUAACAGUAUCCUCCGGACAUAAAAAUCGACAUCACUUCUGAGAUGUUUAGGAAGAAUACGUUAUGUUAUAAAUGUGCAAUAAUGACUUAAGUAUACAGGUAUUUUUGUCACAUGUGUGUGAUACAUUGGUUUCACUGGAAAACUGAGUGAUAAUAUCAGACCUUUAGUCUGACAAGGUUGCUAGGUUAAUCUAUUAAAAGUGUUGGGGAGUGUAAAAAUCUGUAAUUUUAAUAGUUUUAUAAAUACUGUUUAUUGGUAACGUCUGGUGCUGAGCUGUAUCACAGAAGAGUACCAUGAAUCUUUUCCAUUCACAGACACCAAAAACGCCCAUACUUUGUAUCAAUACUAGGUUUGAAGGUCUUACAAAAUGCAGUUCUUAAAACAUCUACAUGCUCAAACAAGUUUGAAAUAGGCCGGUUGUGAAAUUGGUGUGAUGCAUAACGAUGAGUACAAGGGGUUUUUUAUUUUCAUGCUUUAGAGAAAAUGCAUUUUAUGUAUCAGUAUAAAAGAUGGGGAAACAAAAGAGGGAGAAUCCUCUAGAAAACACAUGUAAAAUGUUCACAACUGACUGCAAGAAACUUUAUUAUUGGUGUAAAAGAAAAGCCUUUUUUGCAACUAAUGUUCAUACUGGUUAAAAUUCUAAUGGGAAUAUAAAUAGGGUUUAUAUCUGCCUCUUUUUUUUUUAAAUCAAUGUAACUAAAAAUUUCAUCCAGUAAUGCAGGUUUAAACAGUUUUUGAGGCUUAGAAGACAUAGCAACAUAAAGGUAAUUAAAACAGCAGGCUUGCAUCUUUUAAAGAAAAAAAAAAAGGCAAAGAAAAUGGAAUGGGUGAUGUGGUACUAGAAUUUUAAUCCUGAUAUAAUUCAUUUCUGUUACAUUGAGGAUUCAAUCAUAAUUAAGCCAUAUACACAGAUUAAAUUAACAGAAGCAUUUCAAAUAAAUGUUGGUUUCAGUCAUCAACUACCCAUGAAUUCCUGCCCAAGGAUACUUAAUCAGGAUUAAAUUUUCUAUGAAUAAUUGAAAAACAAAAUACUCACUGGAUUUGUUAUAAUCCAUGUUGGCACUGGGUUCUAAGUAGUUGCCAUCUUCCAUCCAUUGUAAUAAAGCCAUACUACUUUGUGAUGCCCUAGCAUUCAGAAAGCCAGUGUAAAUAUAUACUUUAUUGAAGUGCCUAUUUAUUGAGUAUGAUUAAAUCAUGCUGACAUUUUUUUCUUCAUAAUAAGAACAUACCUAUUGCCAUUGUGAGUGAAUUCUUUUUUUCUAUUUAGUUAAUAUUUGUCAAAUUUUAGACUUCAUACAUGUGUAUUUCUUCACCAAAUGGAUUUUAUUUUCUAGUAAAUGAGUAUUUGCUUUUUCUUAA
This is a messenger RNA of Manacus vitellinus (golden-collared manakin), 2524 nucleotides long. It is a transcript of the gene GPR180, whose product is annotated as G protein-coupled receptor 180. The coding region runs from base 1 to 1206 and encodes 401 amino acids. Gene Ontology annotation, biological process: response to pheromone; G protein-coupled receptor signaling pathway. The transcript is spliced from 9 exons. Lineage: Eukaryota; Metazoa; Chordata; Aves; Passeriformes; Pipridae. The record is from RefSeq and is a predicted model, not a curated record.